This is a messenger RNA of Xiphophorus hellerii (green swordtail), 2561 nucleotides long. Its product is annotated as protocadherin gamma-A11-like. The transcript has a single exon. Gene Ontology annotation, molecular function: calcium ion binding. Gene Ontology annotation, cellular component: plasma membrane. NCBI's taxonomy places the organism in Eukaryota, Metazoa, Chordata, Actinopteri, Cyprinodontiformes, Poeciliidae. Gene Ontology annotation, biological process: homophilic cell-cell adhesion. The coding region runs from base 1481 to 2488 and encodes 335 amino acids. The record is from RefSeq and is a predicted model, not a curated record.
CACAGUGGUGCCAGUGCAGGGCAGCUGUGGCAAGAAUGUUGUAUCUCGCUAGCAUCAACAUGUGAGCGUGUACCUGAAUUGGUGAAUGACUGAAUGUAGUAAAAAAGCAUUUUGUGGUCUUUUGGGCUAGAUAAUGUGCUCUAGAAGUACAUUCCAUUUACAGGCCAUUUAUAUUUAGAUAUUGUCUGAAGAUACCUUUAUGAUGUCAUUAAUGUUUGAUUUGAAAUCGGGGUAAAAAUAAUUAAAUAAUAUGUCAAGGUGGAAGUGGUAGGUGAGCAUGUUUAUAUGACCAGCACAGGUUACUGAUAUUGUGACAAAAAUGAUGUGAUACCAUUCUGCUCAUGCAGCUCUAUUUCAGCUUAGUUUUAAGUAAAGUCAACAAUAUUUUCCUUACUCUCCAGAUUUUUUUUGUUGUUGUGAUGAUGACAAAAACAUGUCUGUGCAUUUUGGCUUAGGCCUUUUGCUUUGUACAUCAAGGUUUUUGGGGGUUUUUUACCAAUACUUUAAAGAACUUGCUGUUUUAUCAUCUGUGCAAGAAGCUAACCAUUAAUUUUUGAGCUUUCAGGUAUAACAGAUCACCUCAUCGAUUAUACAGCGUACUAUUCUAGUUUUCUGAUAUUUUUUUUCUACCUUUUAAUUGUGAUACGGUUAAUCUCUGAAAAUUCUGAAGUGGAGCCUUUUGAUGCCCAUGAUGUUGAAAUGUUAUGCACUCGUUGCUUCUCUCUGAUAGAAUGCAAUUUGAAUGGCUAAAAAUGUCAGACAGCAGUACUGUUUUGCAAAAGUUUUUUAAAUAAGAAGUAGUGGAAUUUGUGCAGUAGGAUUCCUGGAGUUGCAAUGUGGUGCUCCAAAUCUACAAGAUGGUUCUUCUAAACAUGUGUAAAGGACUAACAUUAAUGUGACACUUUGUCAAAACCUCCAUUGUAGAUCUGGAGAAAAACUGUUAUUUAAAGGAAAUAUGGGAUAUACAAUACCACCUGGAAGUAAUGCAAACAAACUAAUAAUAUUAGAACAUCUGAAGUUGAAUAAAGUUGUACAAAAGUGAAACUAUUGUUACAUAUAGUUGUAAAUAUUGAUUUAUAACUAAGUCUGCGUUGGAUUGUUGGAUAGACAUUGAAUACAUUAGUGAAUUAGUUUGAAAUUUACCUUGCCUCUUUUUGUUCUCCAUCACCAUUAAGUGUUUUGCGUGUUUAACGACUGGAAAUGUAAACUAAAAUAGAUAUAUCAAGAUUAUAAUAGUUGCUCGCUUGGGGGCGCUGCUUGUGAAAUUUCAACACUCAGUGGAACGUCCAUAUUUCGGAGCUUUUGCCAGAGCUUCGGAUUGUGCAUUAUGGCAAUGAUCACUGAUCCGCCAUCAUCGGUUCCUUGAUCACCGUUUCUCUAAAUAUAUACAUUACUCGGGUUUUUUUUAUUAUUUAUUUUUGUGUGUGUGUGUGUGUGUGUGUCUUCAAAUGAUUUUUAUUAUCCCAUUCUAAAAUUCGCGAUGGCACGAAGAUGCAUUGCGGCGUUGGAGCACUUGCUCAUUUUCAUUGUUACUCUGGAUUUCACUUUUAAUUUCACUUCGGCGCAGCUGCGAUACUCACUACCAGAGGAACUGACAACGGGUGCUGUUGUUGGAAACAUUGCGAAAGAUUUGGGAUUGGAGUCAAGUGUUUUAAUUGACAGAGGAUUUCGCAUCGUCUCUGGAUCAAAGGAUUCACUUUUCCACCUCAGUGACAACGGCGUCCUUCACAUCAGCCGAAAAAUAGACCGAGAGGAGGUGUGCGACCAGACCGCUAGCUGUAUUAUCAACAUUAAGACAGUUCUGGAGAAUCCCCUAGAGGUACAUUAUGUCACCAUCGAGGUUUUAGACGUGAACGAUCAUUCUCCCACCUUUCCAGAAAACGAGACGCAUUUAGAAAUAUCGGAAUCUGCUCUAUCCGGGGCUCGGUUUCAAUUGCAAGACGCACGGGAUCCAGACAGCGGCUUGUUCUCUGUCCAACAGUAUAAGCUCAGUCAAAAUGAUCAUUUUCGUUUGGAGAUUAAAGAUAGAGGGCAAGACGGUAAAAUUCCUGUUUUGUUCCUGCAUAAAUCACUGGACAGAGAAGUUGCCAGAAGUCAUAGAUUACUACUCACAGCUGUUGAUGGAGGAAAGCCACCUAAAUCAGGAACAAUGGGAAUUGUUAUUAAUGUUUUAGAUGUAAAUGACAACAUGCCUGUAUUUACCAGAGAGUCAUAUACUGUGGAGCUUAAUGAAAAUUCACCUGUAGGGACAACAGUCAUACAAGUAAAUGCCACUGAUAAAGAUGAGGGUCUGAAUGGAGAGGUAGUGUAUUCUUUUGGAAAUAAUGUAAACAAUAAAUUGCGUAAACUUUUUGAAAUUGAUGCCAUUAAAGGAGUCAUUACUGUCAAAGGACUCUUAGAUUAUGAAGCAAAGGAUAGAUAUGAAAUUGACAUCAAAGCUUCUGAUAAAGGACCAGUCCCCCUGUCAACAGAAAAAGUGUCAUCAUAGCUGUUGUAGACUUAAAUGAUAAUGCACCUGAAAUAGAAGUGACAUCCUUAUCAAGUGCAAUACCUGAAGACUC